Yamadazyma jaroonii is the source of this 846-nucleotide messenger RNA. NCBI's taxonomy places the organism in Eukaryota, Fungi, Ascomycota, Pichiomycetes, Serinales, Debaryomycetaceae. The record is from the annotation of a GenBank genome assembly.
AUGUCAAUUCCAUUCAGUGAUAUCCAAAAGCAAACCAAUGAUUUAUUAGGUAGAGAUUUCUACCACUUAUCUCAAGGAUCAAUUGAUAUUAAAUCAACUGCUCCAAACGGUGUCAACUUUACUGUUAAAGGUAAAACUGGUAAAGAUAACUCAAUCAACGCCUCAAUUGAAAGUAAAUACACCGACAAAGCUUCAGGAUUGACUUUGACUCAAGGUUGGAACAAUGCCAACUCCUUAGAUACUAAAAUUGAAUUAAGUGAAUUAUUAACUCCAGGUUUAAAAACUGAAUUAAUCACUUCAUUAGUUCCAAAUGGUAACAGAAAUGCUAAAUUGAACUUCUACUACCAACACUCAAUUGUUAACACCAGAUUGUUCUUUGAUUUAUUAAAAGGUCCAUUAACUACUGCUGAUUUAACUUUCAACCACGAUGGUUUCAUAGUUGGAGGUGAAUUAGGUUAUGAUAUUUCCUCAGCCAAAGUCAACAAAUACAACGUUGGUUUAGGUUACAAAAACCCAUUAUACUCAAUUGGUUUAACUGCUUCAAACAACUUGUCUGUCUUCUCAGCUGCUUACUACCACAAAAUCAGUCCUUUAGUUGAAGCUGGUGCUAAAGCUACCUGGGAUUCAGUUAAAUCUUCUAACGUUAACGUUGAAUUCGCUACCAAAUACAAAUUAGAUUCAUCAUCAUCAAUCAAAGCUAAAAUCUCAGAUUCAGGUUUAACUGCUUUAUCUUAUCAACAAGUUUUGAGACCAGGUGUUACUUUAGGUUUAGGUGCCUCAUUUGAUGCUUUAAAAUUGAGUGAACCAGUUCACAAAUUAGGUUUCAGUUUAUCUUUUGCUGCUUAA